Molecule: messenger RNA, 3671 nt
Organism: Homo sapiens (human)
Lineage: Eukaryota; Metazoa; Chordata; Mammalia; Primates; Hominidae
Gene: RPF2
Product: ribosome production factor 2 homolog
Exons: 10
Coding region: 70-990 (306 amino acids)
Biological process (GO): maturation of LSU-rRNA; rRNA processing; ribosomal large subunit assembly
Cellular component (GO): nucleolus
Molecular function (GO): rRNA binding
Source: RefSeq, marked validated
GUUCCGGCGCACGUAAUCGCCGAGGGCACGUGCAUGCCCCCUGGUUAAGAGUUGCAGGUAGCGGUAGCGAUGGACACUCUGGAUCGAGUAGUAAAGCCCAAAACGAAAAGAGCCAAGAGAUUCCUUGAGAAGAGAGAACCGAAACUCAAUGAAAAUAUUAAAAAUGCCAUGCUGAUUAAAGGGGGAAAUGCAAAUGCAACAGUGACAAAAGUACUUAAAGAUGUGUAUGCACUGAAAAAACCAUACGGUGUACUAUAUAAAAAGAAAAAUAUUACAAGACCUUUUGAGGAUCAGACAUCACUGGAAUUCUUUUCAAAGAAGUCAGAUUGUUCUUUAUUCAUGUUUGGCUCCCAUAAUAAGAAGCGGCCAAAUAAUCUAGUAAUAGGUCGUAUGUAUGACUACCAUGUGCUGGAUAUGAUUGAAUUAGGUAUUGAGAAUUUUGUCUCUCUAAAAGACAUUAAGAACAGUAAAUGUCCUGAGGGAACAAAACCCAUGCUGAUAUUUGCUGGCGAUGAUUUCGAUGUAACAGAAGAUUAUAGAAGACUAAAAAGUCUUCUUAUUGAUUUCUUCAGAGGCCCCACAGUAUCAAAUAUCCGCCUGGCUGGAUUAGAGUAUGUUCUGCACUUCACUGCACUGAAUGGGAAGAUUUACUUUCGAAGCUAUAAGUUGCUGUUGAAGAAAUCUGGUUGCAGAACACCACGGAUUGAAUUGGAAGAGAUGGGACCCUCAUUGGAUCUGGUUCUGAGGAGGACACACCUGGCAUCGGAUGACCUUUAUAAAUUAUCUAUGAAAAUGCCAAAAGCUCUCAAGCCAAAGAAGAAGAAAAAUAUUUCCCAUGAUACUUUUGGUACAACUUAUGGAAGGAUUCAUAUGCAGAAGCAAGACCUAAGCAAACUACAAACCAGGAAAAUGAAGGGGUUGAAGAAGCGACCUGCAGAAAGGAUAACAGAAGACCACGAGAAAAAGUCAAAAAGAAUUAAAAAAAAUUGAUGGAACUUAGCCAGCCACUACUGUUUCAUUGUGUUCUACUUAAGAGAAUUAUCAAGCGUCAAUCCAUUCAGAGUUUCUUAUAAGAUCUUAUUAUAUAUUUUUAUAACAUGAUAAUUUUACGAUAUAUUAUUAUGAACAGUAAUAUACUAGUAUUAAGUGUAAAGUAAGCCUUUUAUUUGAGACAUUACACCCUGGUGUGCCAUUUUCUCUUGUGAUAUCCCCUGCCCUCCACAAAUUCUUCUUUCUCAUUGGGUGGAUGGAUGGGUGAGGAGGGAUCUCCAUAACCAUUGGGAUUUUUUUGAAUUUCUGGCCUUAGCUAAAGAAAGCCACAGAAAGCCGGACCCGCAGGAGCUGUGUAAACAAUCUCAGUAUGAAUUACCUGGAAAGUUAACCUCCUCUCCCAACAUGGAUCUACAUUCUGAUUUUUAUUUUCUACUUUUAUUUUGCCUGAAAUCCUACUCGUUGACAUUUGAGAUUUUAAGCUUUGUGGCUGAAAAUAUAUAGAUCUCUGAGAGGGAUGUCUGCUAUCUGAUUAUUGAUAAAUUACACUACUGUUGAUUGUUUUAAGAGACUCUACUACUAAGUAGAGCCCACCCCGCUUCUCUGAGACGAAACCUGUGUUUUUUGGUUGGUUUGUUUUUAAGAGAUGGGGUCUUGUUCUGUCACCUAGGGUGGAGUGCAGUGGCACAAUCACAGCUCACUGCAGCCCUGAACUCCUGGGCUCAAGUAAUCCUCCUGCCUGAGCCUCUUACGUAGCUGGGAUUACAGGCAUGAGCCACUGAGCCCUACUUUUUUUUUUUAAAGCAAUGAGGUCUUGCUGUGUUGCCCAGGCUGGACUCAAAUUCCUGGGCUCAAGUGAUCCUCCCACUUCACCUUCCUGAGCAGCCGGAACUACAGAUGUUGGUCCACUGCACCUGGCAGAAAAGAAGUUUUGAUAGGGGCAGAAAUGAAAAAGGAGAAAACAGGUGAGUUUUAAGGUGCAGGGCACUUUAGGGUACUGGGUAGCCCUAGGUAGCUAAAGGUUGCAUGAAGGCCCUGGGCGUUUGCAGAUGGUGUAGAAGCCAGCCAAAGCCUAACUACUUGUUUUGAAAGUUUCUUGAAGACAGGCCUUGUGCCUAGGAAAACAGAAGCUUUCUUCUUCCUUCUACUAGUAUUGCAUACUUGUUUUUCUGGAAUAGGGUGUUAAGUUCCUUGAUUCAGUCCUUGACAAGGAAUCUCCUUUAUACAAGUGCCAGUAAUGUUGUAAAGGUACAGACAUACGCAAAUCAUAAUUUGUUACAUGAAGUACCAGUGCUUUCUUUUUUGUUGUUUUUUGAGACAGAGUCUCGCUCUGUCGCUCAGGCUGGAGUGCAGUGGCGCGAUUUCAGUUCACUGCAACCUCCACCUCCCAGGUUCAAGCAUUCUUCUGCCUCAGCCUCCCGAGUAGCUGGGAUUACAGGCACCCACCACCACGCCUGGCUGAUUUUUUGUAGAGACAGGGUUUCACUUCAAUUCCAUGUUAGAGAGCUCCGUGCCUGUGUAUACAUGCCUUUAUGUAAGCUUGCUCAGCUACAGAUCAACAAUGCUGGCACUAAGCAAAAGUUCGAGCCUCAGCUUUACCUUCUACCCUUUCCCUUCUCUUUUGAAUCCAUUCCUUAGCUUUCCCUAGUCCUCUCCGGAUAGCUGUUACUCUCCUCUUGCCAGAAAAAUGAAGGAGCUGGUAUCAUUUAUACUUUUUGUUUGAUUAUACGUUUAACCAAAGACCAUACAGUCUCGUACCUGAAUCAGACAUUUGCACUUUAUAUCUAAAUGAGAAGAAGGGGCUCAGAUAAGUCGUUUGCUGCCAUCUGGAGGUAGAUGGACAAUAGCUGAGAAGGGGAGCCAUGAAAAGAACAUCAGGAGUGAUGGACGCAUAGUCCUUCCCCAAAGCCUCGCUCAUCACUGGUAGGAGGCAAAGCAGUGGGUCCUCCUCACCAGCCGCUUACGGGACCCUGCCAUGCCUGGACCCCUCUAUCAGGAAGACCUACCCCAGCACUACUGGAAAAUCAGCCAAUCUUAACCCAAAGAUGGCCAUGAUUUCUGUAUGUGAGACGUCUUAAGGGUGUUUUUGUUUGUUUUAAUCAGCCCUCUUGUUUGAGAUUUGGCAAUACAUUUCUGUUUUCUAGGUAAUUUCUGUGUCUGAUGGUAGAGGAUCUAAUAAGUAUUGGAAUGCUUCCUAUUUGCUGAUAGAAGUACCAAAUAGUAUUAUUGAAGUCUAACAAAGACUUUUUGUUGAGAACACCUUGUAGUGUUGUACUAUCUGGAACUCUUGAGCUGCCAUUUAUAUCACUUUUUGUGGAGAGCACAUCUUGAUUUUCAGUUGUCCUUACUUUAGAAUACAACACACAUAAAUUGGAGACUAUGUAUUCAUUUCAAUGGAGGUGGUAAAUUGCCUGUUUUAAGUUUUACUUAAUGUUGGGUUUUGGUAGAUGAGGAAAGCAUUUUGGUUAUUUGUUUUGUUUUAAAUACCAAAUUUCUUAUAUUUUUUCUGGAAUAUUAAUACUAUUACCAAGCUAUUAUUUCAUGGAAUUUGGGUUUCUUUUUUUUUGUUUUUUUAAAAUUAAGUGCUGUUUGUUUUCUUGGUUAUUGAACAUAAUCCAAAGUAGAGAUGUUAUUACUCAAUUCAAGAAAAGAAAGGGCUAAUAAAACUUAACUUCAAGUCA